AUGGGUAGUGCCUGUUCGAGGAAGAGGGGCCAGUUGGUCCAAGAGGAUGAUCUCUACAGUGCGAGGUUCUCCAAGAGCGGAAGCUUCAAGUGGCUGCUGCACACGCUGCCCCGCAGCAACUCUGCCGAUGUGCAGCGGAGAACACAGGGCCCAGCGCCAGGCCGGUGCCCGUCACUUGUGGAGCUGUGUGUGGCCAAAGUCUGCAAGGACAUAAAUAGGUAUUCUGAUUUCUCCCUGCUGCCCAGAGAUCUUAGUCAGCAGAUAUUCAAUGAGCUGGUGGAAUGUGGAUGCCUCACGGAGGCAUCGCUUGGGGCUUUCCGUGAUUGCGCUUUGCAGGAUAUUUGUCUAGGAGACUACCCUGGAGUUACUGAUGCUUGGAUGGAAGUAGUGGCUUCUCAAGGGCAGUCCUUGCUAUCUGUUGACCUCUCUUGCUCGGAUGUGACUGAUAGUGGAUUCAAUCUUCUUAAAGAUUGCUCGAGCAUGCAAAGUUUGGCAUGCGAUUAUUGUGAUAAAAUCUCAGAACAUGGACUCAAGACAUUAUCGGGCUUUUCAAACUUGACAUCGCUGAGCAUAAAGAAAUGUGCUGCUGUUACUGCUGAAGGAGCAAAAGCCUUUGCAAACUUAGUUAAUUUGGUAAACUUAGACCUCGAGCGAUGUCCAAAGAUUCACGGUGGGCUUGUACAUUUAAAAGGCUUGAAAAAACUGGAAAAAUUGAAUAUGAGAUACUGUAAUUGCAUCACAGAUUCAGACAUGAAAUAUUUAUCAGAUCUCACGAAUUUGAGAGAGCUACAGCUCUCUUCCUGCAAAAUCUCUGAUUUUGGUGUUUCUUAUCUGAGGGGUCUGCACAAGCUAGGUCAUCUAAACCUGGAGGGCUGUUCAGUUACUGCAGCUUGUUUGGAGGUUAUAUCUGAACUGGCUUCGUUGGUCUUGUUGAAUCUAAGUCGGUGUGGCAUAUGCGAUGAAGGCUGUGAGAACUUGAAAGGUCUUACAAAAUUGAAGGCUCUAAAUUUAGGGUUCAACCACAUUACAGAUGCAUGUUUAAUUCAUUUAAAAGAUUUGAUCAGCUUAGAGUGCUUGAACUUGGACUCAUGUAAGAUUGGUGAUGAGGGUCUAUUUCACCUGAAAGGCCUCAUACAGCUAAAAAGCCUGGAGCUUUCAGACACUGAAGUUGGGAGCAAUGGACUUCGUCAUCUCUCUGGUCUACGUAAUUUGCAGAGCAUCAAUCUCUCUUUUACAUUGGUUACUGACAUUGGUUUGAAGAAGAUCUCUGGCUUGAGCUCACUGAAGUCUCUUAAUCUUGACAAUCGCCAAAUCACAGAUACUGGUUUAGCAUCUCUUACAAGUCUCACUGGAUUGACACACCUUGACCUAUUUGGAGCUCGCAUAACUGAUUCUGGCAUGAACUGCUUCAGAUUUUUCAAGAAUCUUCAGUCCCUGGAGGUCUGUGGUGGGUUGAUUACGGAUGCUGGUGUGAAGAACAUCAAGGACCUGAAAGCUCUGACGUUACUCAACCUAUCUCAAAAUGGCAACCUCACAGACAAAACCCUAGAGCUGAUCUCUGGCCUGACUGCGCUGGUGUCGUUGAACGUGUCCAACUCCCGGGUGUCCAACUCGGGCCUCCACCACCUGAAACCGCUCCAAAACCUGCGCUCCCUAUCCCUGGAGUCCUGCAGGGUGACGGCAAGCGAGAUCGAUAAGCUCCGGCUGGUCGCUCUCCCCAACCUGAUCAGUGUGCGGCCGGAGUGA
Molecule: messenger RNA, 1746 nt
Organism: Miscanthus lutarioriparius
Lineage: Eukaryota; Viridiplantae; Streptophyta; Magnoliopsida; Poales; Poaceae
Source: the annotation of a GenBank genome assembly